Messenger RNA from Dermochelys coriacea (leatherback sea turtle), 1680 nucleotides. RefSeq names its product serine/threonine-protein kinase SBK2-like. Bases 267 to 1229 code for a protein of 320 amino acids. Gene Ontology annotation, biological process: peptidyl-threonine phosphorylation; peptidyl-serine phosphorylation. The transcript is spliced from 4 exons. The record is from RefSeq and is a predicted model, not a curated record. Lineage: Eukaryota; Metazoa; Chordata; Testudines; Dermochelyidae. Gene Ontology annotation, molecular function: ATP binding; protein serine/threonine kinase activity.
UAUCCAGUGCCAGCUGGUAAAAAUAACCCAGAUAAGUGCCUGCUAAUCCCGGCCCAGCGAGUGCCAGCCCCCGGCACUGACCGCACCCGACCCCUGGCCCGCACUGCCAGCUGGGACCUGCCAGCCACCACGGGACCCUUUCCAGCUCAGGGUGGACGGGAUAAAAGGCUCAUCCCAGGCCAGCGGAUAGACAGACAGGAAGGUAGAGGGCUGGAAUCAGCGGCUCCCCUGUGCAUACUGUGGGGCUCCGGCUCCAGGAGGCAGCCAUGACCCUGCCCGCCCCAUGGGGCGCAGAGCAGCAGCUGGAGGAGAUGAUGGAGCUGACGGCGCAGAACCUGCCCAGGCUGGAUGUGACCCAGUCGUACACCAUCCUGAGGGAGCUGGGCAGCGGCUCCUAUGGCCACGUGCUGCUGGCCGUACACCAGCGGCAAGGCAGGCCGAUGGCCUUGAAGUUCAUCGAGAAGCGGGACACUGAGCUGCGGGACUUCCUGAGCGAGUACUGCAUCUCGCUGAGCCUGGCCGCCCACCCCUGCAUUGCCAGCGCCCUGGGCAUCGCCUUCCAGACCGAGCACCACUAUGUCUUCGCUCAGGAGCUCGCCCCUGCCAGGGACCUCUUCUCCCUGCUGCAGCCACAGGUGGGGUUCGGGCUCGCGGAGCUGCAUGUCAAGCGCUGUGCUUUGCAGCUCGCCAGUGCCCUCGAAUUCAUGGGGGCCAAGGGGCUGGUUCACCGCGAUGUCAAGCCUGAGAACGUGCUUCUGCUCGACCUUGAGUGCCGGCGUGUCAAACUGACCGACUUUGGGCUGAGCUGCCCACAGGGCACUGCCAUCGAGGCCCUGCCUGAGAACCUGCCCUACACAGCACCCGAGCUGUGCCUCCUGGGGCCCUCGGCCCGCCUGCUGGCCCAGCCCAGCCUGGAUGCCUGGGCCCUGGGCGUGCUGCUCUUCUGUGUGCUGACCGGCUUCUUCCCCUGGCACACGGCCGCCGACCGGCACUACCGGGACUUUGAGCGCUGGCAUCGCAGCCCCCGCGUCCGCCCGCGCCCACCCCGCUGGGGGUGCUUCACCUACGAGGCCCGGGAGAUGCUGCGAGGGCUGCUGACCCCUGACCCCAGCCAGCGCAGCCCAGCCAGCAUUGCCAUGGCCCACAUCAAGUGCCCCUGGCUGGAACCCCAGGAGCCAGGCGCUGCCCGUGCAGACAGGACUCUGCGGGGGAGUAGCCAUUGCCACUGAGCCCCAGCCUCAUGGGCACUGCCACCAGGCACGGGCACCCGCCACAGCCAAGGGGCCGCAGGGACCAAGGACUUGCAGGACACAUUGCUUAGCAGGGACCAUGGCCAGAGGUUGGGGCUGGGGGCCUGGCCUGGGGGAUUGCAGAGGUGGCAGGGGGACGGGGUAGGGAAUAAAAGCACAAUCCUAACACUAACGGCUCGGAGCUUCCUUCAGCGUACCAGAGCAAUGGGUCCACUGCCUGACACCGUCCCCCACAACCCACAAAGCCCCAGAUCAGACCUAUGACCCAUUCCCGUUCCUCAGUCACUGCUUUCGUCCCCCAGGCUGAUGUUUUUGGCCCCAGCCACCAUGGAUUCUCUGAGCUGGGCCAGCUGCCCACUAUGGGAAUGUAUGGGGCAGGAGGGCAAGGACUGAGCCCUGGGGUUGUAUGGGGCAGGAGGGCAGGGACUUG